Beta vulgaris subsp. vulgaris (sugar beet) is the source of this 1338-nucleotide messenger RNA. RefSeq lists its product as uncharacterized. The coding region runs from base 1 to 1338 and encodes 445 amino acids. The record is from RefSeq and is a predicted model, not a curated record. The transcript has a single exon. Gene Ontology annotation, molecular function: RNA-DNA hybrid ribonuclease activity; nucleic acid binding. Lineage: Eukaryota; Viridiplantae; Streptophyta; Magnoliopsida; Caryophyllales; Amaranthaceae.
AUGGCUAAGUAUAUAAACAAGGGCUCCUCCGGCAAGGGGGAGAUGAGCUUAGGUAAGGUUGAUAGGUGGUUUUUGAGGGAAGUGAAGGCCUGUUCGGCCUCGUCAUCCCAAGCGAAUUCUUUUCGCUUUAAAGCUUUAAAGAACGACAAGCUGGGGAAUGGAAGGAACAUUAACAUAUGGAGGGUCCCAUGGGUUGGUGAUGAGAAGGGGCGUUUUAUUGAAAGCGAUGAAAGGGAGGAGUUGAAGGUGGUUGGUGAUCUGAUAGACCAUGAGAAGAUGGAGUGGAGGUAUGACUUAAUCGAACGCAACUUUAACGAGAGGGACAAAAAAUGUAUUUAUGCUAUUCCUCUUAGUCUUCGUGGGGGAUGUGAUGACUACAUGUGGGCUUAUUCCAAGGAUGGGAAGUACACGGUUAAAACUGCGUAUAUGAUCGGAAAGGGGGGUGAUCUGGACGAUUUUCAUGGAGCCUGGGUCAACUUGUGGAGUAUGGACCUUUCGCCUAAAACCCACCAUUUUAUGUGGCGGAUAUGCACUCGUUCGCUGCAUGCGCGUGCAGCUCUUAAACAUAGGCACGUCGUGGAUAAUGAUGCUUGUCUGUGGUGCCCCGGGUUGGAGGAGAUGAUGGAGCAUGCCAUUUUCUCGUGUCCAAGAAUUCGCCACCUAUGGAAGGACUGUGGGUGCGAACAAAUGUGGGAGAAUUGCAGCGGUGAUGACAUCCUGGGAAUGGUAGAAAAAUGGGCUACACUAGAUGGUAAAAUGGUGCAAAGGGGCUACAUUUUAGCUUGGAAUCUAUGGUUCGAACGGAACAAAUUCGUGUUCGAAAAUGUCGUGACCCCUGUGGAGAUCGUGGUGCAGCGGGUGUAUAAACAAGCAGAGGAGUAUAAUACAUAUUCCAAGCUAAACUACUCCGGCUCGAUGAAGUCGCAACCACCGAGUGCCAAGAAGUGGGUAGCACCCUCGCCUGGGAUUAUUAAAAUUAAUUCCGACGCUUCCCUCUGUGAUGACGGUUGGGUUGGUUUAAGCGCGGUUGCUCGGGAUGAUAAAGGUCGAGUGCUCUUCUCUGUCGUGAAACGGAUGAAAGCGUGGUGGCCUCCGGAUGUGGCGGAAGCAAAGGCCAUCCUUCUAGCUGUGUGCUGGGUGAAGAAAAAGGGUCUUUCGAAUACUAUCGUGGAAUCAGAUGCGCAGAUGCUCAUUUCUCGCUUAUCAAUGGGAGCUCUGUUCUUCGCGGACCUGGAUGCUAUUCUAGGAGAUAUUAUUUCAUUAUGUUCUGAUUUCAAUUUCACUAUUUUCUCUUAUGUGAAAAGAGAUGGGAAUUUGGUCAUGAGCAAUGCUGGGUGA